UUUUUUUCAAGCGGGGCAUUUCCAGCACGUGCCAGGCUCGGUGGAAGAUGCGGGUGAGCGCUCAGGAGGGGCUGGCGAGCCGCUGAACAUCUCCCUCCCCGUGCCUUUGUUGCAGGAGCGCUGCGGAUCGGGCGGUCAUGGAGGGAACCCGGCAGAGCAGGAUCUGCCGCCCGCACAAGAUCAGCGAAUCCUCCAAGGUGUACAGGUGGGAUGACCACUCCAGCCUGGUUCUGCAGAGCCUGAACGAGCAGAGGCACCGAGGGCUCUUCUGCGACAUCGUGCUGGUGGUGGACGAGCAGAGAGUGCCGGCCCACAGGAACCUCCUGGCUGUGUGCAGCGACUACUUCAACUCCAUGUUCACCAUCGGCAUGAGGGAGGCCCACCAGAAGGAGGUGGAGCUCUUUGGGGCCUCCUACAUCGGCCUCAAGGCCGUGGUGGAUUUCCUGUAUGGCAGCGAGCUGUCCCUGGACGGAGGCAACAUCGACUACGUGCUGGAGACAGCGCACCUGCUGCAGAUCUGGAAGGUGGUGGACUUCUGCUGUGAGUACCUGGAGAACGAAGUCAGCGAGGAGAACUACCUGUACCUGCAGGAGCUGGCCUCCAUCUACAACCUGAAACGCCUCGACUCCUACAUCGACUCCUUCAUCCUGCAGAACUUCGGCACUCUGUCCUUCACGCCGGACUUCCUGCAGAACAUCUCCCUGCAGAAGCUGUGCCAGUACCUGGACAGCAGCGACGUGCAGCAGGAGUGCGAGCACGACCUGCUGCAGGCGGCCCUGCAGUGGCUCACGCAGUACCCGGAGCGGGAGAACGAGGCUUACCAAGUGCUGGACAACAUCCACUUCCCCCUGAUCCCCAAGAGCGACCUGCUGCACCGGGUGAAGCCCGCCGUGUGCUCGCUGCUGCCCAAGGAAGCCAACUGCGAGGGCUUCAUCGAGGAGGCCGUCAGCUACCACAACAGCGUGGCGGCGCAGCCCGUGCUGCAGAGCAAGCGCACGGCGCUGCGCACCUGCGAGGAGCGCCUGCUCUUCGUGGGAGGGGAGGUGUCGGAGCGCUGCCUGGAGCUCUGCGAUGACACCUGCUUCCUGGACACCAGGAAGGGACAGUGGGUGGCAGAGACGCCCCUGCCCGCCCGCAGGAGUCACCACUGCGUGGCCGUCCUGGGAGGAUUCAUCUUCAUAGCCGGGGGCAGCUUCUCCCGGGACAACGGAGGGGAUGCGGCCUCAAAUCUCCUAUAUAGGUAUGACCCCCGCUGUAACCAGUGGAUAAAGGUUGCCUCCAUGAGACAGCGACGAGUGGAUUUCUACCUGGGAGCCAUCACUGACAUGCUGGUGGCUGUUGGUGGCAGGAAUGAAAACGGGGCCCUGUCCUCAGUGGAGACCUACAGCCCUCAGAAGGACUCCUGGACCUACAUAGCAGGGCUGCCCAGGUUCACCUACGGCCACGCCGGCACCGUGUACAAGGAGUUCGUGUACAUCUCGGGAGGCCACGAUUACCAGAUCGGGCCCUACAGAAAGAACCUGCUGUGCUACGACUACCGCACGGACGUGUGGGAGGAGAAGAGGCCCAUGAUCACUGCCAGGGGCUGGCACAGCAUGUGCACCCUGCAGGACAACAUCUACUCCAUCGGGGGCAGCGACGACAACAUCGAGACCAUGGCUCGGUUCGACAUCCUCAGCGUGGAGUCCUACAGCCCCCAGUGCAACCAGUGGACCAGGGUGGCCCCUCUGCUGCAAGCCAACAGUGAAUCGGGGGUGGCCGUUUGGGAAGGCAAGAUUUACAUCCUUGGAGGGUACAGCUGGGAGGAGGCUGUCUUCUCCAAAACAGUCCAGGUGUAUGAUAAGGAGAAAAAUAAGUGGUGCAAAGGGACGGACUUGCCCAAAGCGAUUGCCGGAGUGUCCGCGUGCGUCUGCGCCCUGAAACCCAAAACAGAGGACAAAAAGAAAAAGAUAAAAACAAAGAAACAUCAAGAUCGAGGAAGAUGACCACUCCUGGAUAGCCACCCUUGGGUGGUGGGCUCCUUGUAUUUAGACAUUUCUAUCUAACCUUAAUUCUUUUUCUUUUUAAACAGGGUGGGGAGGGCAUCUUCUGAAGCCUCAGAAAAUGUUCACUUGAAUGUGGUUUUUGGAUUAAACUCAUGUUUAAGGUAAAAACAACAAAACCAAAAACUCCCCCUCUUGCUAUACGAAGGGUGAUGUGGCCAGAGAGGUUCUGCUGCUCUCCUGAAUGUCAAGGCUUAGGCUUCUCCUUCUGUGGUUCAUGGCAUUUCCACAUACAUCGUAUUAUAUCGACGUUUUAAGGAGGUUUUUAAAAACAACUUUUCUACUUUUUUAUACCACAUUUUGCUAACUCAGUCUCUCGUUUGCCAUAUAUUACGUUGUUGACUGUAGAAGCUGCAGCUCUGUGCUCGUGACCCCGCUGUUGGCAUCAGGAGCUCCUGGUGUGAUGAUCUUUGGUGUCUGUGUGGCUUGGCCAGGCCGCGGAGCAGCUGCUGGAGCAGCGCUGGCAUUGCCAGCAUUGCCAGGCAGUCAGCUGGAAUCGGGACAUUGUCACAAUCCCAGCUCCCCAGAGCCCAGCUCGCCAGCCAUGCCCAUAAACACCCUUUAUUCUGAUCUGCUGAUCUGCUGAGUGCAUUUCAAGGGCUUUGCUUUAAAGUUCAGCUGUUGAUCAUUGCUGUUAUUUUUUCCUCAGUCGUCCUCUCCCAUCUCCCAUCUCCCUUUCCAUGUAUUUCAGAUUUCUUCCAUCUGGUGUGUGUGCAGGUGAUAUCCUGCUACCCCCAUUAUUUUGUCUUUUUUCCAGGUGAUAUCCUGUACCCUCCAUUCUUUUGUCUUUUUUUCCACGUGAUAUCCUGCUACCCCCAUUAUUUUGUCUUUUUUCCAGGUGAUAUCCUGCUACCCCCAUUCUUUUGUCUUUUUUCCCCCCCUCAAACUACUUACCUCAAUCAUUGGAAAACACUAAGAAAACAUUUUUGCACUUAAUUUCAUUUGAAACUCUGGUAAGAGUUUCUACUAAAGAAAGCUACUUUAAGACCUACUACAAGCACAUGUGUAAGGAAAGAGGUGACAAUAAAUUUCUGGAGUGCAAGGAGGUUAUAGGUUGUUUCUUCAAUGCUAAGAAAACUAGUUGGAAUUAAUUUUCUGAAACUCUUUGAGGGUUUUUUUUUUGGUGUUUUUUUUUUAAUUUAAAAAAAAGCCUCAGGAGUCAGGCUUUCAUUUGCAUUAAUGGAUUUAUUUUAAAGCCUUUGUGUACUGCAUGAGGUAAUGGUUAUUCUUUUUUAGCCUAAAAAUAAAUUUAAAACAAAAAAAAAACCCAAAUUGAACAUUUUGGUUAUGACAAACUCAUUGACAAGUUUGUGGGGUUAUUUUUUUUAAUAUCUGAAAUCCUUGCUAUGUUGACUGACAAGCACUUAACUUUUUGGGGACAUUUUCAUGUGUAAGUACAGAACAAAAAUUUCAGAGACUUGCUUUUUUCUGUUACUGGGUUGCUUGUUACUAUAUCCCCUCUUUUAUUGUGUUUAUGUAUUACAUUAAUGUCUGGGAACAAUAAAUCCAGUUUAGAAUAUUCUAUUCAUCACA
Molecule: messenger RNA, 3575 nt
Organism: Zonotrichia albicollis (white-throated sparrow)
Lineage: Eukaryota; Metazoa; Chordata; Aves; Passeriformes; Passerellidae
Gene: KLHL36
Product: kelch like family member 36
Molecular function (GO): cullin family protein binding
Source: RefSeq, a predicted model, not a curated record